UUUCUCUCACGCAGGAGCAUGCAACUUAUCCUAUAGCUACGUAUCUAUUACUUUUUAAAAACGGUUAUGUUUAAGGGUAGUGCUAAAAGUAGUCUAUCUUCCAACCUGACUGGAGUAGAGGAGGACGACGUAGACUGCGUGGUGGUGUCUACCUUACAGGGUUAUCCCGUGGGUACGAAGAAGUUAUGAAACGGGUUUGUAGACUAACCAUAGAAAAUAAAGGGCACGACAGAAUUACGAAGGGGCUUCUGUUCCUUUAAGAGGAAAAGGAAGGAGUUCUCUGUUUAGAGUCUCCCAGCGUGUGGAAUCUGCUGCUCACUGCUAGGUAAAUUUAGAACGCGGCGAUUGAAACUAAUGGACUGAGGCAUCUUGGCUUUCAGUUUACACAUAUUGCUGUAUUAAUCUACCGGAUACUGAUGUGGGCAGCAGGGCUGCCAAACUUUCAUUUUGUAAUGAUCAUGGGGAUGUUCUGCAUGGUCUCCCACACUGACAGCUCAGUGAUUUAUCUUUGACCUUGUCCAGAGAUUACCUGAAUUGAAAAACUAUUUCUCAGAAUAAUGUGGGCUACCAAAAAUAUAUUCAGAUUGCAACAACAACAAUACCUGAAGCAAGCUGGACUAUACAACACUCUGUUUUUUAAAUUCCAGCAGUUUUGGGCUAAUAGUUGUUACACUUUACAAACUAUCCGUGUCUUAACCACAUGGAAUGUUUCCCGCAUUCAAAAUACAUGGCUGAUAAUGGAUGUCACAACAGCUGUCAACAAAAGAAGUGAUACAGUUUUUGAUACAGCAUCUAAUUCACCAUGUGGUAGAAGGCAAUGUGAGAUGGAAGCCAAAAUGAAGCAUCUCAACUUGUCAUUUGCAGCCUGUGGGUUUCUGGGGAUCUACCACUUGGGGGCAGCAACUGCUCUCUGCAGACAUGGUAAGAAGUUAUUGAAGGCUGUGAAGGCCUUUGCCGGCGCCUCUGCAGGAGCUUUGAUUGCCACCCUUCUUUUGACGGUGCCCGAAAGUAUAGAGGAAUGUAUAAAAGUUACGCAUUCGUUUGCAGAAGAAACUAGGAAACAAUAUUUGGGAGCACUAACUCCAGGCUAUGAUUUUAUGACAAAACUUAGGGGCAGCAUUGAUUCAAUUCUCCCUCCCAAUGCUCAUGAGAUAGCAGAAAAUCGCCUCUUUAUAUCAGUCACUAGUGCUAAAAAUGGAAAAAAUCAUUUGCUUUCAAAUUUUGCCUCCAGGGAGGAUCUAGUUAAGGCUCUUCUAGCCAGCAGUUUCAUUCCUUUAUAUGGAGGAUUCAAUGCAGUGGACUUUAAUGGAGAGAAAUUGAUUGAUGGUGGCUUAACUAAUGGCCUCCCCAUCCUGCCAGUGGGCCGAACUGUGACAGUUUCUCCCUUUUGUGGCCGAUUGGACAUCUGCCCACAAGACAGAGGACGCGUAGGUGUCUAUGUCAAAGUGCCAAAGCAAGAUCUAAAGUUAUCCAUAGCCAAUUUCAUAAGACUUCAUCAGUCUCUAUUUCCACCAAGCCAGAAAAAAAUGGAAUCACUAUACCAAGAUGGAUAUGAUGAUGCCAUAUUGUUUUUACUGAAGGAAAACUGGUUUGAAUAGAUUAUGUGUGUUGAAAAUUAACAAAGUUUGAUGGCUGUCAGAGCAAAGCUACACUACGUGUAGCCCAAGGGAUUGCUGUCACAAUUUCUGUUUAUCUAAAAUGACUACCAUAGGAAUUGCAUCUGUCACUGUCAAGCAAGUGUUAUAUAUAGGUGUGUAGGCUAGAAUUGUAAAUAUAUUCACAUCCAAUGGAAUUGUGCUUAUGCAGUAAGUAAUUGUUUUGGGGCAGAAUAAUAAACUCACGAGUUUGUGGGGUGGGGGGAGCUCUAGGAUGUCUAGUACAGCAUCCAGUGAUAAUUCAAGAGCUAUAAAAAUAUGAUUGCCAGCAUUAAUUAGCUUUCAGAUAUUUGCUUGUGAAAAUCUACAGCGAGCUGCAUAUUUGUAUUCUUUCAGAAGAAAUCCUAUCUGCUUGUCCAUUAACUGACUUAUUCAUUUUUGUUUUUUUAAAUCUGCUGCAUACUUUUUUAGUAUCGUCUCAAGCAUGAACUCUAAUUACGAAGAGGCUGUGGGAGACAAAACAGCGUAAUUGCAUAUCUUUUAAUUGUUACGCAUAUGUGUUUUGUCAUUAGUACAUUUUGUUCUUCAAAUAAAUUGCAGAGUUUUUUGUAUA
Heteronotia binoei (common prickly gecko) is the source of this 2208-nucleotide messenger RNA. RefSeq names its product patatin like phospholipase domain containing 4 (gene PNPLA4). Gene Ontology annotation, cellular component: cytoplasm; lipid droplet; membrane. Lineage: Eukaryota; Metazoa; Chordata; Lepidosauria; Squamata; Gekkonidae. The record is from RefSeq and is a predicted model, not a curated record. The coding region runs from base 558 to 1598 and encodes 346 amino acids. Gene Ontology annotation, molecular function: triacylglycerol lipase activity; retinyl-palmitate esterase activity. The transcript has 11 exons. Gene Ontology annotation, biological process: triglyceride catabolic process; lipid homeostasis.